Molecule: messenger RNA, 313 nt
Organism: Staurois parvus
Lineage: Eukaryota; Metazoa; Chordata; Amphibia; Anura; Ranidae
Source: the annotation of a GenBank genome assembly
AAAGCAGAGGAAACUGGUUUAUUGAUUUCCUCUUUGGUUUGUAAAGCCUGUUUUGGGACCUGUAGCCUAGAGAUUUCUAAGAGAUUUGAGAGGGAUGAAAUCUCGCCAAUCCUGGGCCCAUGUUUUGAGAGCAGCCAGCGCGCUGAUUGCACAGGUGUGUGCAGGCCUUUUUGUGGAGGCCAGGCCAUGAUUCUGGGCUCCACCCCGGCAGACAGGAGGGCUCCACCCCGGCAGACAGGAGGGCUCCACCCUGGCAGAAGGAGGGCUCUGCCUUGAAGAGAGGUGGAAGCCAGAAUAGCUGUGUGCUAGAGGU